Messenger RNA from Ictalurus punctatus (channel catfish), 4694 nucleotides. RefSeq names its product DnaJ (Hsp40) homolog, subfamily C, member 5aa (gene dnajc5aa). Lineage: Eukaryota; Metazoa; Chordata; Actinopteri; Siluriformes; Ictaluridae. Gene Ontology annotation, biological process: regulation of synaptic vesicle cycle. The record is from RefSeq and is a predicted model, not a curated record. The transcript has 5 exons. Gene Ontology annotation, cellular component: intracellular membrane-bounded organelle; presynapse; membrane. Bases 158 to 763 code for a protein of 201 amino acids.
GCGAGACCCUUCUCCUGCUGCAUUUGAGCGUUCACGUAGGCGCGCGCGGCUCACGGGGAUGCGACCACGAAUUUAACGCCACUGUUACUGCACUGAAAUUAAACCGAGACGCAGUUUGUCGAAGCCGACAAAAGGAUUGUUAAGAGCGUAAAUCACCAUGACUGAACAGCAGAGGCAGCGCACCCUCUCCACCUCUGGAGAAUCCCUCUAUCAUGUGCUGGGUGUCGACAAACUGGCCACUAAUGAUGACAUCAAGAAGUCUUACAGGAAACUGGCCCUGAAAUACCACCCUGACAAGAACCCAGACAAUCCUGAGGCAGCGGACAAGUUUAAAGAGAUCAACAAUGCCCAUGCCAUCCUGAACGACCCUACCAAACGCAACAUUUAUGACAAGUACGGCUCCCUGGGGCUCUACGUGGCCGAGCAGUUUGGAGAGGAGAACGUCAACACUUACUUUGUCCUGUCCAGCUGGUGGGCCAAGGCUCUCUUUGUGUUCUGCGGCUUGGCUACAGGCUGCUAUUUCUGCUGCUGUCUGUGUUGUUGCUGUAACUGUUGCUGUGGGAAGUGUAAACCACGGCCACCUGAGGGACAGGAUCAGGAGUUCUACGUCUCUCCUGAAGACCUGGAGGCCCAGCUGCAGUCUGACGAGAGAGAGGCUGGUGGAGGCGAGCCCAUUGUCCUGCAACCGUCAGCCACAGAGACCACCCAGCUAACAUCCGAUGGCCACCACACCACCUACCGGACCGACACCAGCUUCAACUAAUUCCGUCUCUCUCCAGCUGCCAUGCUUCUCCCACCCCUGAGUCUGAGGAACGAGCAGAGGAGCAACUCCAACAACUUAAAAGAAAAAGCCACCAUUGGCAGGGAGAAAAGCCAGUGAGAGAGGAAUGCAAGCUGAACUCUUUCAGACAUUCCCACCCGGUUCUCAUAUCCACCACCAUCACCAUUCUUCCAGAGUGGCAUACAUUCACGUCAGUGUAGCUUGAAAAUUAGGAGUUUAAUUGGAGAAAGAAAAAAAAGAACACAAGAUAUUUUCUCUCUUGUUGUACUCCGUCUUUUUGGCCUUUGACUUCCAGACUUGCCUUUCCAUCAGCCUCUUCUCCAGCCAAAUUAGUUCGCUGUCCUAUAGCAUGCACUGUUCCCCAAUCAGCAUUGCAUGCUUUCAUUCUUCCCAUUGCACUUCAGGGGGGACAGAAAUCGGACACAAAGUAGGUUAAAUCAAUAGUUUUAGGCCUUUGUAUAUAGUAUACUGUCCACUCUGUGUUAACUGUCUACACUCUGUGUCUGCGUCUUAUUACGUCUGAACCUAAACACUAAAUGCAAUGCUAGUCUUUAGCAUCACUGUCGUCGUCCCCCCCCAUCAGUCAUUUGAGUUUAAUAGAUGAAAGUGAUGCAAAAGAUGCUGCCAAACACACAUUUCCAAAAUAUAUUUUCUUAAUCUUUAUUUCUGCCAUCUGGAUUUUUCAGUAGUGUGUUGAAGCAUUUAAAAGGAUGAACCAAAAUGAGUAUCAGUCACUAUUCAGAGUCAUGCAGUGUGGGUGUUGGUGUGCGUAGCAGCCUGAUCAGGCUAUUGGGAUCUCGUCUUCGUAGCACGUUCUGAUUCCUAGCAUCAGUCAUAUUAUUUAGCUCACCUUGCUUUGGUAUUGUCCCUGUACUCACGUUUUAAGGGAUUUACAAUUGAAACACGUUGUGUUCCAUCAUAUCAGCCUGUACAUCCCCAGCGUGUAUGUAAAGAGGAAAGAAAAAAACGUUUUUAUAUAGAUAUACAAUGUACACCUCCCAUGCGUAUGUACAGUAUAUGUAUAUUUUGUGCUUUUUUUUAUUUGUAAUUGUUAGCUUGUGUUUAUUCCCGUGUGUUAUUGCUCAUGGUGAUGUGUGAUAAUGGUUUGUUAGAGUGCAUCUCCCCUCCCUAUUUGCGCCAAGAGAUCAUGGUGAUUGUGAAUGAAUUACCUGUGCUAGAUGGAAGUUGUUUAUUCAGCAGCAAGUGUCUUUCACUGCAAUGUGUUCCUCAGAUUUAAAAUAGGAUAAGGAUUUAAUGUCAGCAGUGUAAUGAAAAAUUUCAAUAACUAAUUGUGUAAAAUGACAUGAGGCAUCUGAACGCCAUUACACCCUCUUUCUCACUGUGCUUUACUGUUUUUGAAGCAUCGUGUUUCCAUGUGUUUUGAUUUCAUCACCAUGUUAUUGUGUCAUAACUCAUUUUCUUUGUAGUUGGAGUGAAAUGUCUGUCAGCAGUGAUGGACAGUUUUUCACCCCUGUACAGAUUAUGUAGUGAAUUUAUCAGUGUUUUUACCAGAUGUUCUUUGAGCCAAGGUGUGACAUUCCUCCAUUCUUAGCAUAUGAACAGGGUGAUUUAAAAAAAUAUUAACACGCAUAACACUACACCACUAACACAUUUCUUCUUUACUCCUAAAGAAAAGUACAUUUUUAGUAAAAUGGCAACAGUACUGAAAACUGUAUACAAUUUAACCACUGAGUGUUAAAAAUAUUUUUUUGAAUCACCCUGUACAUUUUAUGAUAGAAUCAGUCCUAAGUGUAGGUAGUGCUCUGUUUACAUUUUGUUGUGUAAAGUUCCUAUUUUGGAUUUUCACGGUUGCUGUACAGUAAAACACAGCCAUUUGAAGUUGCCAUACAUGUGCACAUCUCCCUGACCAGUCAUGCCAAUGCCAAGCUGCGUAUCAUAUCUACAUCUCUCUUUUUUUAUUAUUUUUUUUAUACACCUUUAUCACCUGCCAAUCAUGCACCCUAAAUUCAGGGUGUUGUGCUAUGUUUAGUGGCGUAUGUUGCACUGCACUAACCACAUCACCAGCCCUGUUCACUCUUCUUUCUUUGGAUUUUAAAGGCUAAAAACCAUUUCGCAAUUGUAUUCAGAGCUUUUGAGCACAGUUCUCUGCAGAUGGAUAUUCUGUGUCUGACACUUUCCUCCCUUAUGUGUCCCUGCUCUUGAUGGCUUUUGAUGGUUGUUUGCAUCUGUGGUCCUUCCCUGUGCAUUUCCCUUCCCCUCCACAAAAUUACACUGGUUUGCCCAUUUAAGGGUUCUACAUUGAAAUGUUGGCAAAUGCAACAUUUAAGUUAAAUGCAAUGGAGUAACAUGGGCAGGACACAGUUCCUUAAAAUGUGUGUAAUUAUAGUGAUAUGGUAAUCCGUUGUUUUUCUAUUUUAUUUAUGACCUUAUUUUGUCAUGUUUUUAAAGACUGUCCUUGUUUCAGAUGGUAUGUUAUUUGGAUGUGGCUGUGAAACUAUGCUACUCUUAGUUAAAUGGUCAAGGUCUCAUGUACAUACACAGAAUAAUGGAGUAUAAACUAUGGACCUUUUUAUGUUGUAGCAUGGUUAUUGUCUGUCCAAAAGAAAACAUACAUUUAUCUGAUUUGCUGGUGUAAAAAUAAAUGUUUAUGAACAUUUCAAAUGUUUCUUCUCUGCUUACAUGGUAUUUUAAUCUAAAACAGAAACACUUUAGUUGAAAAGGUUUGCAAAGAAGCUGUCUUUCCAAUGGAUGUUGCAUUUAGAGUUGUAAUUGACACCGCUCACAUUUACACAUCCACACACAUUUCUUUCAAACAUGAGCGGAAAUCAGGGCCUUAAUCCCUUUGCUGGCUUAGAUAAGCCGGGUGGAGAUAAACGUGGUCCCAGAGGGCCCAAAGGGAUCCAGGAAUGGUCCAAAAACUGCCCAGAAGGAUGAAAAUUGUGUGUCGGGGAACUCCAUAUUGAAAUACUGAUGCCUUCAAAUUAAAUCACUACUACAGCCAUGUGUUUUCCACCUCUAGAUUUAUUUAAGCAUGUUUAUAACCAUGUUAAUGUUAAAUACAAUAAAAUCACAUGUUACAAGCUAGACUUGUUCAGAUUUGUGUAUGGGAUAAAGGUAACAGUCUCAGGGUGAAGUCAACAUCUUUGCAUAAUUUAUCCAGGCAAAAUGGACACCACCCAACACAUAUUUUAGUUCCUCCUCCACCAAACUAACUGUCAACCUCUCAAGCACAUCCUGGAUACUAACUUCAGGACAGCCAAGCAAACAAAAAGUUGUUUAUUAAUGUUUAAGUGUACCUAAAUAUUUCUUUUUACCAUAGUAACACCAGAAAACAACACAAAAAAGUGAUCAACAGAUAAUUUAACCAAAUACCCAGAUAAAGAAGUCUUUCAUUUAACCCAAAAAAGACCAAUUAUUUUAAUUAAUCAGAAUCAUUUACCUCAUAGUCCAUAAAAGUUUAUGAGGCAUUUGUUCAUUCAUCACAUUAUAGUCAAAGCGCUAGCACCUGUUGCCCUGAGUUAUAAGGGAUGUAGUAUGCAUUCUGUUACAUUCUCAUUAAUCAUAUGUGACAGGAGGGACAUAUACUACCAAGGAAGCAUUUUCAUUUAAUCCACAGUGUGUAGGCAUGUAUAUGAUGCUGCAUGGAACCACAAGUGAAUUACAUCAGUAGUAAUAUCAGAGCAGACACCAUUCUGAAAACCUUUUUAUACAUUUGAAACAAGCGAAACAGCAGUACAAGUCGUGUGCCUCAUGCAUUCACACACAGUCACUGAGGAUUUUUUUCAAAUCCACAAAAGGUUCAAGGUUUCUCCUUUUAAAGUAAGCAGCAGAGAUGUAGUUGUAGACUUGAACAGCAGUUUGGGACUUUAGUACUGUUCAGCAUUAUUUAUUUCAACGGUUUGUCAUCUCUUGGUUUUCAGCAUAGCGCUUUAAAGGACUUGGGGUAGUUUGG